AUGCCCGCCAGUGUUCCUGAAGGCCUGGUUACAGUAUCCGGAAGGGUCCUGUCGUCGGAGCUCAAGGACGAUGGUGUCGAUAUGAACGACAUCGCACGGUUAUGGAGAGUCUACAAUGCCAUCGCAUCCGCACAGAGCGGUCAUGUUGGGCGCAGGCUGGAGAAUCUGUUCUGGAGAAUAUGGGGCAGUAGACGCAGGCAUGACACUCUGCGUGGUUCGACUGUCGCAAAGUUAUUUCUGAAGAUAUCUCAAACCAGCCCUUUGCCUGGCAUUCCGGUUCAGCAACCGAAGCAGGUGGGGAAUAACCAUGGGAAUGAACCAUCUUCGCGUUCUUUGCGGGGUCCGCAGAAAGGGCCGUUAUUGUCUCCUAAAGAUCAGAGCAGAGAACAUCCGCAGCAGCGACAACUCCAGGACCGCACCCGGAAUCAGCCUCGAAGACCGGCGCCUCUUCCUCCUAUUCUAAAGAAGUCGCAAUCCGCUACCGGAUCCCAGGGAGAGCGCCACAAGACAACGCGACUGCUCAUUACAUCGCCCGGAGGCCGGAGUGUUACCCGCAAGCCGUCCAACCCUCCUACCCCCGCGGGCGAGCUGGUGAACCGCCAGGGGCAGAAGAGAAGCUAUUUUGUGGUCGGCAAGGGAGGGAAUCCGAAACGCAAGCCCGUCACUGUGCGACGCAAGUCGUCACACCCGACGUCUGCUUCCGGAACGGAAAUCCGCUCUCCCCAGAUAUCUCCCAUUUCCCCAGUGUCUCUAUCCGGACUCACCGCGGACCCCUCUCCGGUCCAUCCAGAUGAGAAGUUCUGUGUAUCGAAGCCGCAGUUAUUGAGGGACCCUGCAAUGCUAUCACCCGAAUCUCUCGAUGAUGAAGAAUCCAAGCAGACAUUAUCUGCCUCUCUCUCGGCUCAAAAAAUACUCAUGGCCAUAGAAGAACGACCAGCAAGCCCCAAAUCACCUCCGCUGUCCCCCACAAGAGGGUUCGCCGCUAGUAGCAUCCACAGUCAUGCCCCUGCACCGAUUUCGUCAUCUUUGGAACAACAGGGCCGGAACACCUUUCAGCAACAAGAGCAACUACAUUCGACGUCGCUUGUUGACAAGGGUUUCCGAUCACGUUUUGCAGAAAGGAGAUUGCAAGCGCAACGUCCUGUGGGAGUAUCGUCGGAGAAUUUCAAUUCUGCAAUUGACGGAAAUCCGGUCGAGUUUACAACCAACAACAAUACCUAUCGGAGAAGCAUUCUCUCUGCUGAAUCGUGUGGCUUUGACGGUGGACCACGUGCAGGCUCUUGCAAAGCUCCCCCUUUCCCUUCGACGGCUCCGGUCUCCCAAUCUCCCCACGUAUCCCCACCGGUAGGCGGUCUUGAUCCCGAUCUCCUACCACCGUCUACACAAACCUUCCCCGGGUCAUUGCCUUUUCCUACAUCUACAUAUACGUCCCGACCUCGCAGCCAGCUGAGUCAUCUCAUUGAGCAGAGCCGAAGCAAGAACCUGAUGAGCCGUAGCAUCGAGGACCGUGAAGUGAAGUGA
Molecule: messenger RNA, 1521 nt
Organism: Monascus purpureus
Lineage: Eukaryota; Fungi; Ascomycota; Eurotiomycetes; Eurotiales; Aspergillaceae
Source: the annotation of a GenBank genome assembly